CACCACACAAUUUACGUUAUUAAGGCUAAGGCAACGCUCUUUUCGAAUAGUUAUACUCCGUACAGCGAUCGGUUUAGACGUGUUGGGCACACAUUGUAUACUUUAAGACUCUCUUAGUCAAAAAAAGUGAAAAUAGUUGAGUGAAAAAAGCACAAACUUACAAAAGUAAGAUGUCAGCAACAACCGAAGUUGGUACAAAUGAUCCUGCGGAAAUCAUAAAAAGCGCAACGGAAACUACUAAUAAUGGUGCCGCAGCCAAAGACGCACCUAAUGCUGAGGGUCAAAUCCCCGAAUGGCUGACCGCGGAACUAUUUGCAGAUCUGCUGAAGAAAAAUGUACCAAAUUUUAAGAGCAUUAAAAAUUUUACCGCCGAAGUCUGGGAAGCCGCUGGCGAAAAUUACGUCAGUAUCUUGGCAUCGGUGAAUUUAGACGCAGAGCUUGAAGAUGGGAAAGUACAAAAUUUCCCAUAUGUGAUCAAAGUGCCCGUCGACGCGGUGCAGGAAUUAAUGGCGAAUUAUCAUAAUAUAAUUGAUACAGAAAAUGCCAUGUAUAAAGAUGUGAUACCGGAAAUGGAACAAAUGUAUAGAGAUGCGGGUGUUGACGUGACAUUCGGAACAAAACAUUACGAUCUAAAGACGCCAUCCAAAUUCGGUGUUGUACUCAUGGAGGAUUUACGUCCGUAUGGCUUCAAAAAUGUCAAUCGUCUUGAGGGUUUCGACAUGGAACACACUAAGGCCGCAUUGAAAAAGUUAGCACAAUGGCACGCCGCCUCAGCGGUGCGUGUUGAAACCAAAGGACAAUAUCCGAAAGUAGUUACUGAAGGAAUAUUUAACGAGGGCAUGUUAACAAUGCUGGAAAUGAUGAUCGAAUUAACGGCGCCAUUAUAUAUGGAAUGUGCUCGCACGUAUGAAGGCCAUGAAGAAUACUACGAUAGUUUGCAACGAUGCCAUAGGUAUUAUGCAGACGAAUUACGUCCGCUGAUGAACAUCGAUCCAAAUGAGUUCAACGUUUUAAAUCAUGGUGACUUCUGGGUCAACAAUAUUAUGUUCCAAUAUGAUGACGCGGGUAAACUGAAGGAAACGUAUUUCGUUGACCUUCAGUUGACGCGAUAUGGUUCACCGAUGAUUGAUCUAUAUUUUUUGCUGCUAUCGUCAACGAGCCUGGAUUUGAAACUAAAGCAUUUCGAUUAUUUUAUUAAAUACUAUCAUGAUAAUUUGAUUGAGUACUUGAAAUUACUGAAAUAUCCCAAAAAAUUACCUACGCUCAAAGAAAUCCAUAUAGCCAUGCUCAAAUAUGGCCCUUUCGCUGUGAACUUUGUUGUUUGUCACUUGCCCCUCGUGCUUCUCGAAGCAAAGGGAGGAGCUAAUUUAACCAAUUUAAUGGACAUGACAGAAAAAGGCAUGGCUAUUAAAAGGGUGAUGUAUACAAAUUCACGUUAUCGGCAACACAUUGAAGCCCUUUUUCCUUGGCUUUAUCAUCGUGGUGCUUUCUAGUGACUAAGAUUAUCCUAUAAGGAGUUAUCCUGCCAACGCGGGCAAAUCUUUCUUCCGAGGGGUCACCGGAAAUGCCAUCGCAAUGGCCGAGUUUAAAAUAUUAUUUUCCAAAAAUUU
Bactrocera dorsalis (oriental fruit fly) is the source of this 1610-nucleotide messenger RNA. RefSeq lists its product as uncharacterized. The record is from RefSeq and is a predicted model, not a curated record. Bases 171 to 1493 code for a protein of 440 amino acids. NCBI's taxonomy places the organism in Eukaryota, Metazoa, Arthropoda, Insecta, Diptera, Tephritidae. The transcript is spliced from 5 exons.